Molecule: messenger RNA, 300 nt
Organism: Aureobasidium uvarum
Lineage: Eukaryota; Fungi; Ascomycota; Dothideomycetes; Dothideales; Saccotheciaceae
Source: the annotation of a GenBank genome assembly
AUGAUCAGCAUCACUGCAUUCGAAACCAUCAUCCGCUUCUCCAUCAAGCACGUUGGACCCAAGACGACCUAUGAGAUCUUGACCACGCUCAUCUUGCUCUAUGCUCGUCUCUACCAAAUCAAAGUCUUCUUCAGCAGCCCCGGCCUCCUGGUCUGGCUGAUGAUGCCCAUCAUCGCCGCCAGCAUCGUCAUCUCGCUCGCCUCCUCGUCAGUCUACUUGCGCUUUGGCUGCCCUCUUGCUGCGCUGGUCAUCCUGAAGCUGGCCAUCGAUGCUGAGAUCGCCUCAACUGUCUGUUGCUAA